AUGGAGAAGAGCAUAAGGAGGGAUGAAGAUGAUAACGGGCGACGAAGUGAGUUGCUGAAUGGAGAGAAGGAAGAACCAAGACACAAAGAAAGACGAGGACAAAUGCAUUGCUUCAAUUGCAGAGGUAAAGGCCACCUGGCAAGAGAGUGCAAGGCUAAAAGGGAGCUUGGGAGUAAAGCAACAGAGGUGUUGUUCGAGGAAGCUAAGCCACCCAGGACCCCGGAAAAGCGAUGUCCUUCAACUGUAGUGCCACCGUUUGGAAAGAAGUCCGUUACAAAUGUGCGAUUUUUGGCAACGUUUAGUCCGCGUUGCUAGACACGGGAUUCGAAAUUUCGACCCUGCCGCAAAAGGUGCAGCAGUGGAUCGAAGAGGAAUGUCAUCGGCUGCAAGAGUGCCCGAUAAACCUGCGUAAAAGGAUUCUGGAUAUGUCGGAAAAUCGGAUGAAGUUUCUGAAGAAAGGACAUAUGUUGGUUCUGGGCACGAAUGCAUUACUAGCACUGAACUAUACGUUAGUCAGACGAUCAGGCGAAGAUUGUGAAAGGGCGAAAUGGCAGAGGAAGCGUUGGUGUAGCCUUCGCAAGAAGCCCGAGUCAGUGAGACUGGAAUGGCCGAAGUGCCGGUGUGGAAUACAUCAUCAGAGCCUCUGGUGCUGAAAAGGGACCAGGAGGUGGGUGACUGGGAGUCGGAUGAUGCAGAGUAUUCCAAGGCAAUGGCGAGAGAGAUGGCAACAGAUAUGCUUAUGAACAACAGAGACAAAGGGGUUCCGGUUGA
This is a messenger RNA of Haemonchus placei, 771 nucleotides long. NCBI's taxonomy places the organism in Eukaryota, Metazoa, Nematoda, Chromadorea, Rhabditida, Trichostrongylidae. The record is from the annotation of a GenBank genome assembly.